Messenger RNA from Alligator sinensis (Chinese alligator), 4801 nucleotides. It is a transcript of the gene NSUN7, whose product is annotated as NOP2/Sun RNA methyltransferase family member 7. Gene Ontology annotation, molecular function: methyltransferase activity. The transcript has 12 exons. NCBI's taxonomy places the organism in Eukaryota, Metazoa, Chordata, Crocodylia, Alligatoridae. Bases 174 to 2357 code for a protein of 727 amino acids. The record is from RefSeq and is a predicted model, not a curated record.
UGCGGUCCGGGGGCGGGGCCGAGCAGAGGGGGCGGGGCCCGCCCCGCGAUCCCCAGAGGCGCGGUAGAGAUUUGGGGUCCGCGCGGGCUCCGGCCGCUCCGCAGCCUCGGCAGCGCGGCGCUCGGAGACAGUGGGAUUGUGAUUUGUCAGCCUUCGUACCAUCAAUAGGAAAAAUGCCAAGUUCCAAAAGUAGCUCUGUGCCUUCAAAUAAUGAUAUUAAAAGUGAUGUUUCAAACCUGAGUGAACUGACAGUUUCAAAUGAGAGGGAGUUUGCCGAAAACAGUACAACAAGCCUGACUGAAAAGACUGGCUAUUGUGACUCUGUAUACAUAAAUGCAGCUAAUAUUUUCCAACGCAUUCAUAAUGAAAAGCCUCAGGAUAGAAUAUUGAUAAGUUAUGGUAAUGAACCAGUACCAGCCCUGCCCAUCUUCAGAGUUGAAUAUUCCCAGCGUGCAUCUUAUGAACUGGCUUUCAGUGCUCUAAAGUAUCAAGAUCUUCUUGAGAACAUAUUGAUAGAUAGCUGCUUCUACCCAUGUCAGUCAAUUUCAGAUGAAUUGACUAGUUUAGUUGUUGUCAUGCUGUAUGACUUCCAAGAUCGAAAGUUCCAAGCCCGACAGAUUUCUGAUGAAGAGGAGCCAAUAGCUGAAGUCCGAGAAGUAGAGCAUUAUCUAUACAGUUUUAAGACUAAAUUGGCUGCUGCACUGGCAAGAUGUCGAAUUAAACAUGAUGCUCUUUCAAUUGAACAUAUUCUACCAGAAACUAUACGGAAACAGGAACAAAGGGCUUCUGCUUUACCUUUGUAUGCUUGGAUAAAUGCUCUUAAAAUCAGCCCUGAAGAAGUUUAUAGAAAUUUAACAAAAGCAGGAUUUACCAGAGUUGACUCUAUAUCAGAUUUGGAAGGUUAUACAUAUUGUCUGGACAAACAUUGCCAGGAUGUGCUGGUGUUUCCUUCCUUUCUUAAAGAAGAACUACUCAACUUGGAGCUUUUCACAGAUUACAAACUCUUAAUACAGGAUAAAUCUCGCAGCCUUGCUGUACGUUCUGUGAAAGCCUUAUUGAACAUGGAUGACGACGUCAUAGUGGCUCAUAUGGGUUCCUGGUUGACUGUUGCCCAUAUAUCAGUACUGACAAAUCAGAACACAUCUAAAGUAUUUGUAUGUGGAGUAAAAUCACAGGCAAAGGGAGCUGCGCUGAAGGACAUGUUCAGAUGCCUGGACUGUAAAAAUACUGUGCUACUACAUGAGGAUUUUACAGAGAUAGAACCAACAGAUCACAGACUGCAAAAAGCAAAAGUUAUUCUGUUGCUACCUCGAUGUUCAGGACUGGGUGUUAGUAACCCAAUAGAAUUUAUUCUAAAUGAACAUGAAGAUGCGGGAUUGCUUAAAGACCUUUUCCAAGGAUCUGUAGCUGAAGAUAAACUCGGUGUUCUUGCUGAGCAGCAAUUUAAGGAGUUAGUGCAUGCUAUGCACUUUAAUAAAGUACAAGCCAUUGUCUAUUGCACUUGUUCAAUUUAUAAAGAGGAAAAUGAAGAAGUAGUGAACAAAGCUCUAGAAUAUGGAGUGGAAGGAGGUAAAGUACAACCUUACAGGCUUAGUCCACCUGUUCUUCCUCUUUGCUGCAACUCAGAGAUUUCUUCUGAUUCUUUCUUCAAAAUGGAGCCAUCUGAGAUUUCCAAUUGUUGUUUCUUAGCAGUCCUAGCCAGAGAGAAGGAUCCAUCUGAGUCUGUAUCUGUUAAAGACAUUUUGUCUCGUGCUGCAGCCAAAGGACUAUUAGAAGGCAUUGAAAUAGAAAAACCCUCAAAGAAAGAAGAGAAAAAGAAGAAGAAAUCAAAAGCAGUGCAGCAAAGAAACAUGCCUAAAGAUAUCUCGGCACAAACAAAAAUUGCAGAAUUCUUGGGCCGAGAGAUGGUAUCUCUUAAAUCUAAUUCUGAAAUUUCAGUAUCAAAAGCAAUUAGUAAUUCUGAGAAAAAAAAUCUGAGCCAAACAAACAGUUCUGUUCAAGGGAAGAAAAUGACCAAACCUGUCUUAAACUCCUCCCUGCCUAGAAUGUUGAAGAACGCACCGAACCCAUCAACUAUGAAUAAAGUGCUUGAGAAACGGACAAAUAUUAAGCCACGGGCAGAAGAUAAAAUGGUUGUACUAAAACCUGUAGAGAUAGUUCUGCCUCCAGUUAUGGUGCCGUACUUCAACCCACAAGGCAACAAAUCCAGAAUUGCAGCUCACCAUUAUUACUAUCACUGGAUUGGAAUAAACAGCUCAACACAUGGCUUGCUUGUACCUUCUGUGUCAAAAAGACUGAUGAAAUCGAAAGAAACAUUACCUUCAGCUGUGAUUAAGCAUCCUCGACCAUGGCUUUGAAGAUGGACUCCUGUUACUGGUUUGUAGAUAUAAUCACUUAUAUUUAUUUAAAGACUUCUGUGUAGGUUAUUUUCUAUACUUAGACUACAGCAUGCACUAGCUACCUAUAGAGAUGCUUUACAGUUCAUACCCUUUUCAUGGUUAUUAUGGCUAUAGCAUGGGACUAUUUUGCGAAAGGGUCAAUACAUUGUGUAGUUGCUUUAAUCCAACUUUAGAUUUUUAAUAUCAAAUUCAUAUGACACAUCUAGAGAUUAUGCAAAUCACUGGGGGGCAGAGCUCAAGACGUUAUAUAGCUAAUUGUUUAUCAUUUUAAAAUGUGACAGAAUUUGGAAGGUGCCUUUCACUAAAACUAUGUAUUUACCCAGGAAUGUGGAACUUACGAUUAAUUUUCACAAGCUUUAUUCAGCAUUCUAAAAAGUGCCUCAUUACAAACUUCAGCUUUCAAGUGGUUAUUUCUGAGUUUGCUAAAAUAACAGCAUCAUUAUUUAUGCCACUGGUGCAUGGGAAUGAAAGUCAAAAUUACAAGCCAGGCUACUUUUCUAAAAUUAGAGGUGGAUUUUUGUGAAUGUCAAAGUUGUAUGUUCUCAGCUUAGAUAUUUCAUGCAGGCAUCUGGGGAACACACAAGUUCAUACAUAGUCUUAAAAAUGUGUCCUUGUUUCCUAGCAGCUAUACUUUAAUAAGCAACAGCUGGAACAUUCAGAAAAAUAUUGAACAGAAAACCUCAUGUUAAAACUGCAUGUGUACUUGGAUGCUAAAAAAUGACGGCUGAAUUAAUAUCAAACAUGAGGCCAUCGUGCUGCCAUGGCUUUUAAAAUUGACUUCUCAGGCCAGGUAGAGCCUGAAAAACCCUGAUUCUCACUGAACUACUUUCUUACCACUCAUUUUGUUCAUGGUGAAAAGUGCUUCUGUCAGAUGUAGGUAUGCUGUAUCUAGCAAAUGUGAUUUCUUUUAUGUACCAAUAUUGUUCAUUUAAAUAAUGACUUUCAGAACAAUUUUUGGUUUAUAUCCGUCUUGGAGAUGGAUUUAAAAUGUUUGAGCCAAAUGGCAUGUGGGUUAGGGGAAGAAUGCCGAAAAGCAUUUCUAGUUCUUUGUGAAGAUCAAGUUAAAAGUUAAAGUACACUGUUUUUGAGAUUUGUCUAAAAUCUAAUAGUCUGAGUCAUUCUAAUUUGUAAUUAAUAUAUUGUUGCAUCUUGCUUGGUAGAUUGUAUUUUCAACCUAUACAAAUUUUGAAUGUUCAGGAACAUAACAUUUAUUAUUAGCUGCUUCAGUAUUUUCAGAAGUUUUUUUUAAAGCUAGAAGAGUUAAGAUAUUCUACUGUCAAGCACAUCUCAACUCUUUCAGUGUUCACAGGCCUUUUCUGAACUUGGAGAGAAGAAUAACUUCAAGCCUUCUUUGCCGUGUUUGAAAUAAUUGCUGGAUAUUUUCAUUUAGAAUUUCUCUCUAAACAUUGACAUCAGCUAGCCAAUUCAGAGGUAUUAUGUAGUAUUUUUAAAAUAGGUUCAGAGGAUAACUUUCUAUCAUUUAUACUUUAAGCCAAAAGUAUAUGUACUUUAACUUCAUAAAUAUAUUAACAGUAAUGAUUUUUUUCUAUUACAGUUGGUAACUUGCUAAACUUAAGUCCUAGUGAAUUCAAAAUAAAAUGACAACUAUUAAAUGCCUACAUUCGUUCUAUACUUUGUGCUGAAAAUCUAAAGGUGAAAGUCUUGACCUCUCCUCAAGACUGUACAAAAAUUGAUCUGUCAGAUAUGUAAUAUCAUCAGCCCCACAGGUUAAAAGUUGACAGGAAUUUUUGAAAACCUUAACUGUCACUCAGUCGUACCCUUCCCAGGUGUGUGCACUUACAUCAAACGACUGUGCAUGGCCAGCUUCUCCAAAGCUAAGCAACAUGAACUUUCAUUGCUAUGUCUGCCCAGCCCCUAGCCCAGCAAUGAAGUCUGUUUCCAUUUUAUCCCUUCAGUGUCAUUCUUGUUCCUGAUGUACUUAUGCCCUUUCCAGGCCUGACUUAGGGCCAGUCAGCUCCUCCUCUUCUCCCAAGCUGGCUGUUGCAGUUACAGUGAUGGGAAGAACAGAGAAAACCAUCCUGUUGCUCCAGGAGAGAACAGACGUGCCCUGAGCAGCUGAGCUUGUCCUGCUCAUUCCUUUCCUUCUCCAAGCCUGGUGUGCAUGUUUGAAUCCUGACAACUACCUUUUUCCUGCAGAAGUCCUUACUGUGGGCAUGAAUAACAGCAGCAAGCUGUAGGUGAAAGGUUCACUAGCUCACUAAAAAUUCAUUACAAUUGCUUCCCUUCUCACCAUCCUCCCAGCCCUCUUUAAAAAAAAGUCUUCUAGGACUUCUUAAAGGCAGUAUAGUGGUAGGAAUAUUACUGCCAUCCUCUCUCUAACCCAAGAGAUUAAUCUUUCCUUUUAAGUUACCACCAAACAAUUCAAAAUGCAUUGAAUUUCU